Messenger RNA from Mercenaria mercenaria, 3457 nucleotides. RefSeq names its product sideroflexin-1-like. Gene Ontology annotation, molecular function: monoatomic ion transmembrane transporter activity. Gene Ontology annotation, biological process: monoatomic ion transport; serine import into mitochondrion. Gene Ontology annotation, cellular component: mitochondrial inner membrane. The transcript is spliced from 11 exons. The coding region runs from base 161 to 1126 and encodes 321 amino acids. NCBI's taxonomy places the organism in Eukaryota, Metazoa, Mollusca, Bivalvia, Venerida, Veneridae. The record is from RefSeq and is a predicted model, not a curated record.
UAUCAAUUGACCAAUUAAAUGAUUUCUAGGAAACACACCUCCACAUUAUAGAGGUCAAGGUCUGAGAGCGGCCAGGCAGAUAAGAAGCAAAUUUAGUUUAAUAUUUAAUUCAAAAGAAGAUCGUCUUUACUGUUUGAGUACACUUACAUUUCAGGACAAAAUGCCUUCUGCGAGACCUCACAUUAACUUGGAUGAACCAAGAUAUGACCAGAGUACUUUCAUGGGAAGAGCAAAGCAUUUCUUCAUCACAACAAAUCCUUUGAAUGUUCUUGCUACAGGCAAACAACUUGAUGAAGCUAAGGAUAUUGUUGAAAGAUACAAGAAAGGGGAAGAUUUACCUGAUCUGACAGAUGAACAGAUAUGGGAUGCCAAACAUUUGUAUGACUCCGCAUUUCAUCCUGACACUAAGGAGAAGAUGUUUAUACUUGGGCGAAUGUCCGCACAGGUUCCGUGUAAUAUGACCAUCACAGGAUGUAUGAUGACGUUUUACAAGACUCCUAGGGAAGUGAUAUUUUGGCAAUGGUUUAACCAGACAUUCAACGCUUUAGUAAAUUUCACAAACAGAAGCGGAGAACAUCCUGUAUCACCUGUACAUUUAGGUAUAUCGUAUACUCUUGCAACAGGGGGUGCAGUUGGUACAGCCCUCACUAUCAAUCAACUAGUCAAGAAAUUUCCACCACUUAUAGGACGUUUUGUACCAUUCACAGCUGUAGCGGCCGCUAACUGUAUAAAUAUACCUUGUAUGAGGAGUAGAGAGAUAAUGCAUGGAAUUCCAGUGUUUGAUAUAAACGGUAAUCGUGUCGGGGAGUCUAAGAAUGCUGCAAGGUCAGCGAUAGCUCAGGUUGUAUUUUCCAGAAUAAUGAUGGCUACUCCAGGAAUGAGUAAGUUGUUGAUAUUUGAGCCGUGCCAUGAGAAAACCAACAUAAUGCGUAGGCUGGUCUGGAUCCAUGCUGGUCUGCAUAUGUUGCUGUUAUCAUUCUUUUUGGUGUUUGCUACACCUCUGUGUUGUGCACUGUUUCCUCAGAAAAGUUCAAUGGCAGUAAAACAUUUAGAGCACGAUCUCCAAGAGAAAAUUCACAAGCUACCUCACUCUAUUGACAGGGUAUACUUCAACAAAGGGCUAUAAUGUGUGACUUGUAUAACAUACAGGGUCUUCCAGCGUAUAAACCGAGUGACAGUAUGGCUGUAGAAGUUUAUAAAUUUUGAAUUGUUAUUGAUAGAGAGAAAGAAACAGGUUGAUGUUUUUCCCUAGUCACAAGUACUAACUGAUAAAAAUGUGUGAUAUUAUGCUGUCCGGAACAGCAUUUUUGUGUGAAAACUGUUUUUAUGCCCCCGGCAUCUACUGAUGCGGGAGGCAUAUAGUGAUUGACCUGUCCAUAUUCGUUCGUUCGUUCGUUCGUUCGUCCGUCCGUCCGUCCAUACGAGGUUAACCAAAUGGGACCGUUUCGUCUAGCAUCAAUACCCCUUACUACAAUUACUUGAUACUAAUGAAGAUGUAACCUGUGACCAUUCCUCAUCUUCAGACAUCACCUGACCUUAGUUUGACCUUGACCUCAUUUUGGACUUAGGUUGCUUUAUAUGGGCCAUCUCUUGGUUAACCAAAUGGGACCGUUUCGUCUAGCAUCAAUACCCCUUACUACAAUGACUUGAUACUAAUGCAGAUGUAACCUGUGACCAUUCAUCAUCUUCAGACAUCACCUGACCUCAGUUUGACCUUGACCUCGUUUUGGACUUAGGUUGCUUUGUAUCGACAAGGAUGCCACCGGGGGCAUCAAGCGUUUAUUGAAUGCAGCUCCUUAUUUUAAUGAUUUUUUCCUCCUAUCACAUGCUGUUGUUAGUUACGCGAUCCACAAUGUCCUAAUUGAAUUUUUUGUACUUGCUUUUGAACAUAAUGCAUAGUAACAUGCAUAGUAACAGUCACACAUUUUUUAAUAUGAAUUCAUUUUCAGUUUUGUUUUUAGUUACACCAUCUGUAAAAAUUGUUUUUGAUAUUUUUGACAUGAAUGAUUAUUAUAAUCAAAUGAGAGACUGUAUAUAUAUAUACACACAAGAAAGCUAUAAUACUUUUUUGAGUUUUGAAGUUUUCAUAUCAUUAAAUUUACUUUUUGAUAUUUUUGACCUAUAUGAAUAAGAAUAAGAGUGUAAGAUUCUUUCACUGGUGGUAGAUGCAGAUGGGAGAAUCAGGCUCUGCAGAGUUACCGCGUAAACAGCUACCUGAGAGCCGGAUAUUUCCACCUGCACUUACCACCAGUGGUUGAAACUUUUUCUUGCAUGCCAUAUUCAACAAAUAAUAGUUAAAUAAAUUUAAACAAAUGACUUUCCUACAGCACUUUCUUCUUACAAUAGUGUAUUAAGAAUGCGCAGGAACUGUACGUCUGUAAACAGGAAGUAUGUCAUGACAUCAUACUACCCUGGGGUGAAAGAUGGAGUUUUCUUACACCGGUGAAGUCACCAGAAAUCCCAAUCUGGUUUGCAAGGAACUAUGUUUCUCAGUUUCUUUAUAUACAAGAAAUCAGUUAUAGUAUUUUGCAUUUUGAAGUUCUCAUAUCAAAUUUAGAAGUUGUAAAGCCACAUGUCUGUCUUAAAAAAAGCAUAUUUUCAUGAAGUCUCUUCAGAUCUUGUAAAGUCAUUUUAUUUCAUGGGCAUUAACUUUUGUGGUUUUGUCAAAGGCAACAAUUUCUUGGGGAUGUGGAUUUUGACUUUUGAACAUAAAUUGAAUGGGAUUUAAUUGCUUCACUGAUUAAAUGUCAUAGAUUAGCACAAGUCGAAAUCUACAAAAGACAGUCUACAACGAAAAAGAAUAAUUUUAUUGUAUUUAAAGUACAUUUGCAGAAAAAGAAAACUAUUGUAUGUUUUAUAGUAAUACCUAAUAAGCUGCUACAGAUUUUCAAAUAUUUAAAUUUUUGACUCGCUUACUGGUUUAUUAAACCAGGGUACACUGUACCUAUUGAGUGAAUCCAUUUAUUGAUUGUUAAGAUCGCAAAUAUGAUGUUGCUAUUGGUUACUUACAGUUUAACUUGUUAAACUAUACUGAACAUCAAAAGAAACUAUCCAGAUGUAUAACUAGGGUAUUUUUUAAUAGAAAACUUAAAUUUAUAAAUUUGGCUUGUUUUCGUCAUACAACAUUACACUGGAAGAACUUCACAUGUCAAAUUUUGAAAAUCAGUCAACCAUGAAGUCAUUAGUCCCACAAUAGCUGUUUUGCAUGAAAUUCACGUGCGCGUGUAAUUAACAGUUUUCUUUGUAAAAUUUUAUUGUCAUUGGAAUAAUUGAUGAUUGACUCACUCGAAAAACAGCAUAAAGCUAAAAACAAUAUUGCUGGUUGCAUGGCACGAUUGAAUCAAAUUCAGCGCAAGCGCGCAAUUGGGAUGUUACAAUACAACAGACGCGCAGAAGAUAUAGCCGGAAUUUCAUGCAAAACCGCUAAUGUGGGACUACUGACUUCACGGUUGAUCAA